GCAGGCACAGCGAUGGAGCCCGGGAGCUGGCCAACUAUGUUCUCUUCGGUUUAUAUGACUACAAGAACAUCAAGAGGUCUAACCUUCCAGAAGACACUGUUGAUGACAUGAUGCUCCUGAUCAGACAAGAUGGUGUUCGCAUAUACUGUAACCCUGUCAACUACCCAUACCUGCUGCCUUACAUUGCACACUGGAAGAACCUACAGAUCUUCUGUAUGGCGGAAGACAAGUACCAUGAGGAUGAGGAGGAGGCUGAGGAGUACAAGAUCAGGAGUUUUGUGGCCAUGAUGGAAGGGAGCAACAGAGUGGGGCUGCCUUACAGCUCUAGAUUUAAUCAGCAACAGUUCAGCCCAAUGGUCAUAGAGAAGUGGCCUAUUAUACAGGCAUUUGCCCUGGAAGGGUUUGGAGGUGGAGGAUUUUUCACCAUGAAGCAUGAGGUGUUUGAUGUCAGCAGUAGACUGGAGCACAUCUACACCAGGCUGGACCCCAUUGGACUGGAGAACCUGGUCACAGAGCAACUGUCCCAGUUUGAACAGCAGUGGACUUCAUUGAUCAAGAAUAUUGAUGUUGAAAGGUAGGAGAUGAUGUUGUUUGGUAUGGAGCAAUCAGAGAAAGAACUAGCACUUACAUGUAUGUGUGCCA
Messenger RNA from Branchiostoma floridae (Florida lancelet), 642 nucleotides. RefSeq lists its product as uncharacterized. The record is from RefSeq and is a predicted model, not a curated record. The transcript is spliced from 8 exons. The coding region runs from base 108 to 578 and encodes 156 amino acids. NCBI's taxonomy places the organism in Eukaryota, Metazoa, Chordata, Leptocardii, Amphioxiformes, Branchiostomatidae.